This is a messenger RNA of Saccharomycodes ludwigii, 486 nucleotides long. It is a transcript of the gene CAF20, whose product is annotated as Caf20p. Lineage: Eukaryota; Fungi; Ascomycota; Saccharomycetes; Saccharomycodales; Saccharomycodaceae. The record is from RefSeq and is a predicted model, not a curated record. Bases 1 to 486 code for a protein of 161 amino acids. Gene Ontology annotation, biological process: negative regulation of translation; translational initiation. The transcript has a single exon.
AUGUCUAUUAUAAGAUAUACUGAAGAAGAAUUAUUAACAUUGAAACCAUCAGCCGUUAUUCCAACUGGAUUUGAUCACCAAGAAUUUAGUCGACUAGUUGCCAAAGUUACUGAAAUUUUAGCUUUAAGAGCAGAAGAAUAUGAAAGACAACAUCCUAACGGUUCCUUUAACAGAAGAAGAUCUUCUCACCAUCAUGUCCGUCCAAAGAUUCAUAAGAAUAAACCAAAGAUUUUAACUGAUUCUGAUGGUUGGUCUACUUUAGAAAAUAAUGUUGGUGGGGAAAGAAGAAAAAGUAGUAUUGUUGCUGAUGAUGUAGUUAAAUCAAAAGUCAGAGAAAAUAUUGUUAAUGAAACCGUUAAGAUUAAGCCAAAUAAUAAAAAUAUUGGCUCUUCCAGACCUGCUGAUACUAGAGAUAUUAUUGCUGACAAACAAACUAUUACUUUUAACGCUUUUUCUGCCUUAGAAAGUGAUGAUGAGGAGGAUUGA